GUGCAAGUGAGAUAGAGAGAGAAAGAGAGAGACAGACAUAGUGUCAAGCGAAAGGAAUCGGAAGUUGGAUACGAUCGGAAUAUAACCUCGAAUGAAAAAGGAAGAUUUCAACUACUACGUCAUAAAUAACGAUAUCUUCAGUAUAGAACAGUUACAGUCCAAAGUUUAAUCAUAAAAGUUUUUUGUAUAAAUAAUGUAAAUAUGUACAGUAAGUUAUCAUUAAUACCGAUAAUUUUUUAUAACAAAUAUCGCGAAUAAGUUCGUUCAAUGCACGUUGUUUUUAAUCGGAAAGAUGAUAAAAAAAAGAGUGUAUAGUUUAUUACUGCGUAUUAAUUAAUCAGUUCAUUGAUGAAGUAGCUUUUCGUGUAAUUUUGUAAGCAGCAAGCCAUGAUUAAGCCGCUGAAAAAAAUUUCUCGACGAUAAAGAAAUGAAGAAAACAAAAAAAAGAAGAAAGAAGGAACGAAGAAAAAAAGAAUAAGGGAAGAAAGAUGGAAAGAAAAGGGAUGGAAGGGGGUGUACAAAAAUAGAUAGCACACGGUAUAGUAUGUAUAUGUACUUACGUUGUGCGAGUAGAAAAGUCGAGUACUCUCGAUGGGCACGUGCCUCUUGCCGGCGGAGUAUCUUUAAGUAGGAGGAAGAGAGAGAAAAAGAGAGAUUCAAAGAGAGAGAGAGAGAGAGACACUGAGUGAAAGAGUAAGAGUAAGACAGAGAAAGAUAGAUAGAUAGAUAGAGAGAGAGAGAGAGAGAGAGAGAGAGAGAGAGAGAGAGAGAGAGAGAGAAAGAAGUAGACAGAGAAAUAGAGAGAGAGAAAGACAGAUAGACAGAGAUCUCUCACGAAGCUCUCGACGGUAGUCUAUUCGAUGUGGAGAUUGCGCAAAGUAGCGCAAGAUGCGUUCGAGUCGACAUCGACAGGUUACGAGACGACGCGGAAGCUCGAGAGGUUGGGCUAACUAUAGUAGAAGUAAACUCGCGAGAGAGGACGCUUCUCUCUCGUAGGAUACAGCAGCCUUUCGUUCCACCAUCACCAUCCCUUCGUUCCCUUUUCUAGUAGGCCUAUAGAUACUAUACUAUGCUAUACUAUAUUACACGGCGUACACAAGCUGCGCGCUUAGGUGCGCGCCUAGGUGCGCGCCUAGCUGCGCGCGUCUAAGUGCGCCCCCGAUUGCGUAGUCGCGUAGUCGGUGGUGCGACAACGGGCGUCGACCGCUUUUAGUAGAAUUUUCUUACCCCUCAGUCGCGUACUUCCUCUCGCGGAUGACGAAUACGAACUACAUUAUCAUCUUUCUCCUUCUUCUCGUCCUUUUCUCCGUAUUUUCACUCUACCUCUUAUCUCUCUAUCUCUUUUUUUCACAUCGUCAUCAGUCAUCACCGUUCUUUAUCCUCGUGUUUUUAUUUUUGUCUCCUUCUUCCUCGUUCUCCUCUUCCUUCUUAUAACGAAUUUUGUUUCCUCUUGUCCUCUAAAGAAUACAAGUGAAUUCAAAGGUCGCGUAUCUCUCUCGUCUCUCUUGCUCUUUAUAUCUCCGUAAUAUACAACUUUGUUCUCUCUCUCUGUCUCUGUCUCUCUCUCUGUCUGUCUCUUUUCCUUUGUUUUCCUUUCUUGUUGCGAGAGAACGACGAAGAUACCUUUUCUUCUAUUUUUUUUUCUUCGGAUUCUCCGAGAGAGUUUAUGUUAUUAAAUAUUUUAUUAUUUGCCAUGUUUCUAAGAAGAGAUAUGAGAACGACGUAAUACAAAUCCUGUCGAAACCUGCGUGCUCAUAACGAAACGACGCUUGGUGCUGAUCGGAGGUAAAAUAGAGGUAUAAAAGAAAAAUAGAAAGGGAGAGGAAGAAAGAGCAGAAAGGAAGAAAGAAAGAAAGGGUGAAUAGUUAACGUGGCAUCUUGAUUUCGCCGACUGUCAACGUGGAUGGUCCAGGUGUGCAUCAGAAAUCUUAGGACGAAUAAUUGAAUUCCCUUUUGGAUCAAGGCAGAAGCUUAAUUUCUAGGAAGACGUUACGCGACUUGACACGAACCGCGUUCGAUUAAUCGUUCUUCGGAUUCCAAUCGAUGCAGCUUGAUUAGUACUCUGCAAUGUGUUAUUCAACGUGACACGAACCGGUCAAUGUUUCCAUUUCGAAAACGUAAUUCGAUCCUUUACACGAACCACGCGCUUACUUUUAUUUUACUUUUUUUUUAUUCCCUUUUUUCGUUUUCUUGCCCAACAGUGAAUGGGACUUCGAUGAACGUGCAUUGGGAAACAUUCCAUCAAUCGCAAUUCUUCUAUUCUCGUAUAUCAUCUAUUUACAGUGUCACACAUUCGUACGCGACUUUUUAUCAUACAUCGAAUUCCUUUUAACAAAAGCCGCGAUCUAUAAACGAACCUCGAAGCAAUUUCGCAUAUAUCGAUUGUCGAAAUCGGAAGUUUUUGGUUUUCCAUUCUUCAUCGUUAGUCAACGGAGAGGAGCGGGCGAAGAGAAGUGAGGGAGAGAGGGACAGGUUCGGUUAGUAAUUUUCUCGCGAAUCUAUUCGAGUUCGCUCGUUGUUGAGAAAGAAGGAAAUAAUAAAGGGAAAAGAGCAAGAAGAGAAAGAAAAAAAAAAGAGAAGAGAAAAAAGAAAACACUAAAAAGAAAAGAAAAGAAAAGAAAAGAAAAGAAAAGGACAAAAAAGAGAGACAAAGAAUAAAUUCAAGGGGGAUCGAUAAAUGUAAAGGAAGUCGAAGGAGGAAGAUCGUAACAUUUUCCUUUGUUUAUUGGAAAAUCGUUGUCACGUAAUCGUCAGAAUCGUAAAAUGGAUAAGUGCGAGGGGUAAAUCUUUCUCCUCAGUCAGUGAGAUGUUCCCAUGAGAAGAGCCGUCUGCGUGGUAAUGUCUUGUUGUUGCUGGUGCUGCGACAGCGGGAACAGUACAGCCGGUCCAAGAGGAACAACAGCAGCAGCAGCAAGUGCCGUCGUAGCCGGUGGCGGAAGAAGUGUCGUGGUUGAGAACCACGUUCACGGGAGCAACGUGGUGAGCGGGGGUGGUCUUGGCAUCGCGUCCGGCCUCUCGGCGAUGCUCUCCCUCAUCGUCGUCACCGUCGCCAUCAGUACUGGCGAGUGGUUGUUGACCGAAGAAAAACUACCCAAGACGUCCUCGAACGCCUCAGUCGAGCCGGACAGCAAAGUGACUUAUAGCGGGCUCUGGCGUGUUUGCGUCGCCAUAAGCUCGCGCAUGGAAUACGAGUGUUCAAGUAUCGACUAUUUUCCAAACGAGGAAUACAGUCCCGAUCCCAGUGACUCAACGAUGGCGAUUCCAUAUGCAGUUACAAAGUCAGCUAUGUUUUUCUUUGCGGCGACGUCGUUGCUCGUAAUCGCGGAAGUUUGCUAUUUCGCCGCACACAUUACGCAUCCGAGGCACAGACUUUGCGUCUUCGUAGCUGGGGUAGUAUUUAUAGUUUCAGGCUUACUCAUGUUGGUUGGAAUGGUCAUGUACAUAUCAAUUUUUAAAGCCGAAGUUGGCAGCAAACUCAGGCCACGAUCGUCGUUUCAGGGACCUCCUUUUACGUAUAGAUACGGCUUUUCCUUUCUCCUAUAUGUGAGCGGCUUCAUCACGACCGAGGUGGCUGGUACAUACGCCAUUUUUCUAUAUAUAUCCUGGCACCAGCGAGAAUUGGUACGAAAGGACUUGAGGCGGAAAAAUUAUGGGGGUGUCUAUCACUUGGAUAAUCAUCACGCACAUCACGGCAAUCAUGCCGCUUUGGGCCAUGGUAAUUUUAUCUGCGAGAGACAUCAAAAGAGAUACUUCUUUGGGAGGGAUUCCGUCGAUUACGUCGAUUUCGACGAGUUUUUACCACCGCCGCCGAAUUUGGAUCAUUACGAUUACACCGUCAGACAAUUUCCAAGAGAUCUCACCGCUCAAACGGUGAGCACGACGGCGGACAUACUGCAGCAGGAGGAGGAUGUACCAGAGCCCGACACCGAUUAUAGUCCAAGCGUCCGGCAUGAGUUCGUGACCUUUGACCUCGAGGAUCCAGCACCACCGCCUACACCCGUUAGAGGUACCGACUGGGCCUUCGCAGCUCUAAGAAGAACUACUCCCGUCUGAUAUAGCGUCAGGUAUGCGAGGUUGGUGCAAAACGUCGACUACGAUGACGUGAAUGAUGACGACGAGGACGACGACGACGACGACAACGACAAAAUGGAUGAGAAAGCGGAGGAGGAAUGUACGGAAGAGGAAGAAGAGGAGUCCAUGUUGGACAAAAGCUGAAAAUGAUUGCCGUGAGAGGAAAACGGUAAUCUCUUUUUGGCAACUGCGAAAAUCGUGCUCUAGACUCUUUAAAAAUAUAUUUGGAUCGUUAUUUUUCUUUCUCGAACUAAUCGAUAAACGACCGAACAAAAGUGUUAGAAAUAUCGUAAUGUGACGAUUUAUAUGACGUACGAUUUAAUUGGAAAUACUCUUCGUAAACGUCGAAGGAUAAUUAAAUAGAAGAAAACCUAAAAUAGAGACAGAGAGAGAGAGAGAGAGAGAGAGAGAGAGAGAGAUGCGAUUUACUCGUGCGAUUUUAUAUUAUUAUUUAAUAAUUAUUAAUUUAUAUUUCUACGUGUGAUCUGCCAUAUUUAUACAAAUUGUUUUAAGCUACACAACUGCCCGUUUUUUUCUUAUUCUUUUUCAUAUACAAUCGUGUAUAUAUGUAGAUAUAUAUAUACAUAAAUAUAUAUACAUAUAUAAUAUAGAUAUAGUAAUAAAUAAUAAGAAUAAAUAUUUGAUCGCAUAUAUAAUUCUUGAAAGAUCGUUUAAUUGCGUCGUAUCGGAGAGAACCGUCCUAUAAUCAUUAUGAAAAAUAUACAUACAUACAUAUAUAUAUAUAUAUGUAUACGUACAUAUUUGUGUUGAUGACUAUUGCUUGUUUCAUCGAUAAAAUAAUAUUAAUAUGUAGAAAUUUCUGAUUCGAUACAACGUAUUCAAAUGAUUAAUGAAAUUUAUAAUAAUAAGAAAAAAAAUUUAUAUAAAUUAUGUUGGAGGCCUAUUAGAUAUCUAAUGCAAUUAGAUUGUAAUAUAAAUAUACGACCGCUUAAAUUUUUAAGAUAUAUACGAAUUUAUUCUGAUAUUAUUUUUCAGAAUUUAAUUUACAACUGGAAGACUAUUUAUUUAUUUUUUUUUCUUUUUUCCUUGUCUUUUCUUUCAUCUUGUUCGAAUACUACGAUGAAAAAGAAAGAAAAAAGAAAAAAAGGAAAAAAAAGAAUGGCCAACUGCUUCGUAGAUCGAAGUUAUUUCCAAUAUUACAUACUCAGGUAUUAAAGUCGACUGAAACUGAGAUUAGGUGAUACAUUUUAUUGUUAGAAUCAACUGACUGCUCUGUAAAAUUAACAAUUACGAAUCAUUCGAUAUAUAUAAAUUAUUAUUAAUAUUUUAUUGCUAUGAACGGAGGCACUUGAUAAAAUAUAUUCUAGACAUGAUUCUAGAUACUCAAAAAUAUUAGAUACGAUUCAUUUUUAUUUCGGACUCAAUUGAAGAGCCUAUUUUCAAAUCGUCUUAAAUCGAUACUUUACUAAAAUAAAAAUUAUUUCGUCAGAUCAAAUUGAGAUCUAUAUCCCAGAAUAAAUAAUUUUUCUCUUUAUUGUUGUAAGAUUUUUCUAUCAAAAAAAAAAGGAGAGAAAUAAGAAUAAAAUAAAAAAUAAAUAAAUAGGAGUCGAGAUAGAGGUGAAAGCGAUUGCGGAUUAGGUUGUGUCAGGAUUGCGUUUGAAUUUUAAAUAAUUAUAUGAUAAUAAAUUAAAAUAUCAUAUCAAUUAAUAUUCAAUAAUUAUAUUUAAGUAACCUUUUAAGAAAUAUAUAAUAAGAAAACUGUGAUUUUUCUCAGCUUUAUAAUGAAUCAAUGAAUUUGAAACGUUUUGGAAAUAAGCUUUUCAAAUGUAAUGCAAAAAUGUAUUUAUACAUAUUCGUGAUAAUAGCGAAUAAUGUGUAAUUAUGCGAAGGAAAAAAAUCUCUUCGAGCAUGCAAUUGUUGAUAAUUAUUGUUAUUUCGUUAUAUUAAAUCGUGUAUCGAUUAAAUCGCGCGGACUAAUUGUAAGCAUACGAUUUCUAUCUUGUAUUACCGAUAUAUAUAUAUAUAUAUAUAUAUAUAUAUAUAUAUAUAUAUAUGUAUGUAUAUAUAUAUAUAUAUAUAUAUAUAUAUAUAUAUAUAUACAGGAGGCAGGAUAAAUUGCAUAAUAAAUUAUACGCGGAUUGUAUACUAUUUUAAGACUUCGAUAUGGUAUAAAAAAAAAGAAAGAAAAAAGUAAAAAAAGAUAUAAAAAAAACCAAUCACAAUAAGUUUUUACAUACUUAUGAAAUAAUUUUUAAAAGAUUUUACGAAAUCUACAGAGUCUCUUAAAAUCGUAUAUAUCUAGAGAUUACUGUAAUAAUCGUGUAAUUAAUCAGAAGCGUUUGUCAACUAUAUAUAAAUAUUCAAAUAAUGCGCGAUAAGCUGAAAUUUUAUAAGAAACAAAAAUUAUUGCCAAUUUAAUAUUAGAUUAUAAGCAAGUACUUGCCAAUAUAUUAAAGCGAUAAAUAAGAUCACACAUGUCAAAAACGUCGAUCCAAAUUAUAUUCUCUUUUCAUUUUAUUACGUACGUAUCAUACAAUGUAUUGCCAUUAAAUUUGAUAAAUCUUAAAACAAUUUUUUAAUAAUACGAAAGAAGAUAAAAAUAAAAUUAAAUAAAAUAAAAGAAUCAAUAGUAUCAGGGUACUUUUAUAACAUACAUUGUUUUACUUAUAUAAAAGGUUUUUUAGUAAUCGAUAAUAACAGUCACUGUCGACAACUGAAAUAAUAUAAAAUUUAUUGCGUGAUUUACAUAUUUUUUAAGUACAUAAAUAAUAAUCUCUCGUUUAAUUCGAUAAUGAUGAUACGAUCAUGGUAUCGUUCGUUACGCGAUAAAUUAACAAAUAUUGGUUAUAAAUUAAUACGUAAUUAAUAGUACGUAAUAUGUAAAUUUGUUGUUUGUCCUUGAUGGUGAUAAGCUUGUCCAAACUUUACCGUUUAUACAAUAAAGGUUCAUCAAAGCGA
Vespula vulgaris is the source of this 6990-nucleotide messenger RNA. RefSeq names its product voltage-dependent calcium channel gamma-7 subunit (gene Stg-1). The transcript is spliced from 10 exons. Gene Ontology annotation, cellular component: postsynaptic density membrane; AMPA glutamate receptor complex. Gene Ontology annotation, molecular function: channel regulator activity; voltage-gated calcium channel activity. Lineage: Eukaryota; Metazoa; Arthropoda; Insecta; Hymenoptera; Vespidae. The record is from RefSeq and is a predicted model, not a curated record. Gene Ontology annotation, biological process: neurotransmitter receptor transport, postsynaptic endosome to lysosome; transmission of nerve impulse; regulation of AMPA receptor activity. The coding region runs from base 2815 to 4053 and encodes 412 amino acids.